This is a messenger RNA of Fonsecaea erecta, 1170 nucleotides long. RefSeq lists its product as hypothetical. The transcript has a single exon. Bases 1 to 1170 code for a protein of 389 amino acids. The record is from RefSeq and is a predicted model, not a curated record. Gene Ontology annotation, molecular function: FAD binding. Lineage: Eukaryota; Fungi; Ascomycota; Eurotiomycetes; Chaetothyriales; Herpotrichiellaceae.
AUGGCCAAACCAGUGGCGCUCAUUGUGGGAGCUGGCAUCGCCGGUCUGGCGGCGGCCUGGUGGCUGGACAAGGCUGGCUGGCAGUCGAUCGUCGUCGACCGAGCAGAGGCCUUUCGUGUCGGCGGCUACACUAUGACCAUCUCCGGGCUCGGACACGAAACCGUCAAACACAUGGACCUUCUAGACGAGCUGCAAUCGGUUUCCCAGCACUUUGAAUACAACAUCAUCAACGACUGCUAUGGAAGGGAGCUGUGUCGCGUCAAGUACGUUGACGUCCACGGCGGUGGCCUGGACGCGCUGGCCGUUCGCCGUGACGAGUUGGCACGACUGCUCGCCAAAAGUCUGCCGGACAGCUGUUCGAUCCGGUUUCAGGAGACGGUGAGGGAGUUCACUGAUGAGGGAGACAAGGUUCGCGUCGUGCUCGCCGGUGGCGAUGUGAUUGAGGCAGACCUGAUGAUCGGCGCCGAUGGAUUUCGCUCUCAAAUUCGCCAGAGUCUGUGGAAAGACACCGAGGGCGACUUCCUGGAACCCCUGGGUUACUAUUAUGCCGCGUAUAAUUUCAGUCAGGAGGCCGAGACGCAGAACGAUUGUCACUCAUUCAACCGCCCGGGCCAGUUGGACAUGCUGUUCGCCCUGCGAGGCAAAGGCAUGACGGCCAUGCACAUCUGGCGCGAGGACCAGACCUUGUCGACCGAGAGUCCUCAAGACAAGUUCAACAUCCUCCACCGAAUAACAGCCGACAGUGUCCAGCAAGUGCGUGAUGCCGUCGACCGUGCCGACGAAGCAGGCGCUUUAGUGAACAUGGACAGUCUCACGUUGGUCAAGCUGCCUCGAUGGUCACAGGGUCGUGUGCUUCUCCUCGGCGACGCUGCGCACUGCCUCACGCUUCUGUCAGGCCAAGGCGCCGGCAUGGCACUGGUGUCGGCGGAGAUCCUUGGUAAAGAGCUCCAGAAGACGUCGGACGUACUGGAAGCACUCCGAAACCAUGAAGCGAAGCUCCGUCCGUCCAUUGAACGGCUGCAGGCGCGCUCCAGGCGUAUGGCGGCCUGGUUCAUCCCGAAAAGCACCCUUGCCUACUAUUUCCGCAACCUGGUUCUCAGGCUCUUGCCGUAUUCGUGGAUCGUCGACUUCCAUGCCAGUUCGCUCAAGUCGGAGAUUGAGUUGACGUGA